Molecule: messenger RNA, 6822 nt
Organism: Oryza sativa Japonica Group (Japanese rice)
Lineage: Eukaryota; Viridiplantae; Streptophyta; Magnoliopsida; Poales; Poaceae
Source: RefSeq, a predicted model, not a curated record
CACACCACUACACCACUCACGCCUCCUCCCCUCUCUCUCAGUCCACCCCUCCCCAUUUCCACCACUCCGCCCUCGCCGCCGACCGCCGCCGCCGCCGCCUUCGCCGUCGUCUCGCAGCGCGACCCACGGCCACGCGGGGGGGACGCGCUCGUCGUCUCUCUCUCUGUCCUCUUGUGGUUCCCGCCGACGCACGAGCAGGAGCUAGGGUUUCCGGCGCCGGGGCGCCGGGGGUUAUGAGCAGCAGCCGCCGCCCCGCAGGAUCUAGGGUUCCGACGACUCCGCUCACGGAUGGAGGGUGGUAGAGGCGCGGGCGACCUCCACUCGGCAAACACCCAUGGAUUAUGAUGAUUCUGAUUUUCAGAGCCAGAAUUUCCAGUUAGCUGGUGAAGACAACAAUAAAUUCCCAGCAGGUCUGCGGCAAUUUCCACUGCCCAAACUUGACAUCGACGACCAACUACAAAGCCACCUCAGAUUUGAUAACCUAAUUGAUUCAGAGGGACUUUUUAGCGGACAAGGUCACGGCAACAGUUGGAUUGAGGUUUUGUCCACUGGAAGUAGUGUUGUUGAUUUUAGUUCUAGUGCUGCUGAAUCUUGCUCUAUAAAUAGGACAAAUAAUGUAUGGUCUGAGGCAACAUCCACUGAAUCUGUGGAAAUGUUAUUGAAGUCAGUGGGUGAAAAUGAGAUGACCGGUAACAUGGAUGAGAACGCACAUCAUCAGAUUAGUGGAAUGGACAGUAAAACUGAUCCAUCCAACAUGCCGUCCAAAACAAGUGAUUCUCCCACAGGCAACAUUAUAGUACCAGCUGAGAAUGAUAAGUCUCAGAGCACUCGUUCGGAAAUGGCAGAAGAUCCUUCAAGGAUUCAGCCUCAGCUUGAGCAUAUCAGACCUUUCUCAGUGGAUGACAAAGCUGAACAAGCAGUAGGUUCAACUUUAUCAGACAGAAAAUCUAACUAUACGCUGGAAUCUGUUUCUGAGAGGUGCAUAGUGAGUGGGAGGUCUUCUUCUCCAAAGAAAACAUCAGAAAGCUGUCCAGAUGUUGGCAGCUAUUUUGAGGUGGUCCAUGAUGACGAUUCUUUGGACAACCUCAACAUACAGUCAGAUGGAGUAGGUUCUAGAAAGUUGAAUAAUGAACCCUUCUCAGACUUGGCACCAUUACAGAACAUUUAUACUACCAGCUCAUAUCACUUUGAGCAGGACAAUCAAGAAUCAGGAGUUGGUGUUACCACUCAAGGUUCAGAAAUAUGCCACACGAAUGAAAAUAAAGAUGGACUUCAUGAUUUGCAAAAUUUGUCAUGUACAAGCCAGCAUUUGGGUUCUUCAAACUUAACUAGUGAAGUUAGCAAUGAAACUUUAUUGUCGGGAAGUUCUGAUGGAUUACUGGAGGCCAUCACAAAUCCAGUAAAGAUGCUGCACAGGAGUGAUGACACUAGUAAGAGAGCCAGUGCUACACUGCAAUCAUCUUUCUUACAAGUCGAGCAUGCAUCAGAAGGCACAAAAGGUUCUAUUGACAGGAGCAGUGAGCCCGCCAUGAAGAAAUUUGGUGCUAGUGAAGAACCCAAUUCUGCUAAAUCUCAAGGUGAGCCAGAUUUGAAAAAUUCUAGUCCUCAUCUUGUCAUUCCUUUGCCAACCAUAAGUGGUGAGUUUAUUCAGUCUCCAAAAGGAAAACAGCUUGCUCAUGUUGCUGGAGUUUCUGAAGAAACCAAAUAUGACAGGGUGGAUGAUACGAACCAUAGCACUAGUGAUGACUCAAAACUUGCCAUGUUGGAGCAGCUUCAAGAUUCUGUUGAUAAUCUAUCUAGUGGUGUUAUGGAAGAGAAGACAAUCAGAGGGCAAAUCUCAGCUGUUUCAGGGAACGUUGUACAUGUAGUGAAAAGUGGUCAUUGUGAAAAAGUUGCAGUUUCUACCAGUACAACAGAUGAUAAGUUUGAGUCACCGGGUGAUAUUGUGCCUGACAAUUCUUCAGCUUGUUUACCUGAUGAAAAAGACCCAAGCAUCACAGUUAACCACGAGGUGUCAUUCAAGGAAGGUGUUGUGCCUGCAUUAGAAGACGAUCCUGAGAAAAUGUCCUCAAUGAAUCAUGAGGAGCCAUUGAAGGAAGAUGAUAAAUCUACUUUAGAAGUUGGAGAACACAAUACCACAUCUCCUGUUUCUGAGCCCUUGCUGAUGGGAUCAACAGGAUCAGUGAAUCCGAACAUUGAUACUAUUUGUAGCAGUGGUACUGAUGCUGUUGCAGAAACACCACAAUGCGAAGAACAGGCCACUUCUUCGGGUAGUUUGACCACAAAUGCAACUCAGGAUAAACUAGGUGAUCAUCCAGACGCUUGUCCACCGAAAGUCUUGACUACUGGGCCUUUGAUGCAACCUGAGGAUCAUGAAGAUUUAGUUGCACCAUCCUCUGUCUUGGGUGCCUCGUCUGAAAAGGGUGAACAAAAUAACGGAAAAGUUCCCUUGAAUGGGAUGGAUGAUUCGGGUGUGCAGUUACAAGAUAAGGUAUUAAGUCAUGGUGGAGAUCGUACUCUUGUUACUGUUUCAUCAGAGAAUAAGAAUGGCUUAGAACAUGGGACUGGUGAAGGAAGCUGCACUGAUGCUACAUGUGGUUCGCCUACAGUGAUUAGUUGCAAUGAAUCCUGUCCAGAAGAAGAUGGGCAGGGCAGUAAUGCUUUGCUUCAUCACAAACAAACCGAACCACCCAAGGAUCCUAAAGAUCAUACAGCUUCGACUAACAAUUCCCAUGUCUCAAAAGAAGGUUCUUCCAGAAAUGUAAAACCUACUCUUACUUCGGAGGAGACGCAUACAGCCGAAGAUAAAAGUUUUUCAUUUGAGGUUGGAGCUCCACUAAAUAUAACUGAGAAAGCUCAUGCUCCUGCUUGGAGCCCAUUGCCUCGACCUGAAGUUGCUCAGAGUCCCGAGGUAACCACUGGAAUUCCUAAACCUGGAAAUCCAUCGAAUCAUGGUAGUGAUGAAAGUAAGAAUUUGGCGAUUGUGGAGACCAGCAAAGAACAACUAUCUGGAAGGAAAGUGGUUGGAAGUGCUGAGGGGUCUUCUGUAAGCUCACAUAUUGGUCAUAUCACUAAAGCCAAAAGUACACCACUAGAGCAGGAACAACAACAUCCAACUCCUGAUGUCAAUGUUUCUUCUGCAGCUUUGGGGCACCAACCUUUCACAGAUUUACAGCAUGUGCAGCUACGUGCACAGAUAUUUGUUUAUGGAGCUCUCAUUCAAGGAAUGCCACCGGCAGAAUCUUACAUGGUGUCAGCUUUUGGAGAACCUGCAUGUGGUCGUAAGCCUCCAUGGGGGACACUUUUGCAAGCUGCUUUGGAAAGAUAUAAUAGUCAGAGGUCAUCUUUAACUGGCUUGGAGACUCCUACAAGCUCACAUAUAGGUAGCCGUGUGACGGAAAAAGCCAGUAGAAGCACAGCGGUUAAAACUGCACCAGCUAGCAAAAAGGGUGGCAAAACUGUGUUGCCAGCACAUACUGCUGUGCCCCUUCAUUUGCCAACUUUAAAUAUGUCUCCUCUUGGUAGUUCUGCUUUGAGCUUGCCACGAGGUACUCAUCUGGAUUUUGGCCAGGCUGUAUCACCAGUAUUCCCAUACAGUUCACAGACAAGGCAGCCUACUUCUGGUGUUGCAUCGUGGUUUCCCCAGAGCCCUGGUGGGCGCGCUGCCCCCUGGUUGGUUCAACCACAGAAUUUGAUAUUUGAUUCAUCGAUGAAACCGCCUGUGCCGGCAAGUGCAAAUGAAACUGCAAAGGGAGCAUCCUCUAAAAACAUAUCCAUUUCACAAGCUGUUUCACCUGUUGCAUUCCCUCCGAAUCAGGCGCCUUCUACCAUUUCUCCAUUAGCAGUCAUACCUGAGGAAAAACAGAAGGCAUCGGUUUCUACUUCUAAGCGUGGAGCUACACCACAAAAGUCAAGAAAAAGAAAGAAAGCUCCAGCAAGUCCAGAACAACCUAUCAUUGCCCCUCUGCUCAAAACAGAUAUUGCAUCUGUUACUCCUGCCACUCAGCAUACACCAGGCUUCACCUUAUCCACUCAUUCUCCAAGCAAUAUUUUGGCCAGUGGGCUUGUUUCUAACACAGGCUUGGUCACCCCUGUGCCUAAUUAUCAGAUUACUGGUAUCAAGGAUGCAGAGCAAAGAAUCUUUUCAGAACAGAUCUCUGGUGCAAUAGAGCAAUCAAUGGGACAAGCAAAAGGGGCAGGUGUGCAUGCGAUGGAUGCAGUUAGGCAUGCUGAAGGUAUUUGGAGCCACUUAUCAACAAAUUCGAAAGGCAAAUUACCUGCAGAAGUAGAAGAGAAGCUUACUUCAGCUGCUGCUGCUGCUUCUGCAGCAGUUUCUGUUGCAAAGGCAGCUGCUGAAGCUGCUAAGAUGGCCUCAGAGGCUGCAUUGCAGGCAAAAAUGAUGGCAGAGGAAGUCCUUUCUUCUACCUAUGCAAAUUCCUCUCAGAAGCAUGAUGCUGGUGAAUUUAAAGUCAGUAACAACCUGGCUAGUUUCUCAAGUUUGACACCCACAUCGUCUUGGAAAACAAAGGAUGACAUUUCCAAGGGUUCCAUUAUUUCAGUGGCACGGGAGGUUGCUAGAAAGAGGGUUGAAGAGGCAGCAGCAGCUGCAAAACGUGCAGAAAACUUGGAUGCCAUUCUGAAAGCUGCAGAACUUGCUGCAGAGGCUGUGUUCAAAGCAGGAACCAUCAUUGGUAUGGGUGAACCUUUACCUUUUACCCUUAGUGAGCUGUUGGAAGCUGGUCCUGAUGGUUACUGGAAAUCUGAUCAAGUGAGGAAUAAGAAGGCUACAAAAUUGGAACUACCUACUGAUUUUAGUAAAUCUGGAAGGAAGCGUGGUGGCAAAGCUAAACAUGACCAUGCAAUACAGAACUUAGAGCCAUCUUCUAGUGGCAAAGGGUUGCAGCUAGAUGUAGUGCAUUCAGGGAACGUGGCUGAAGAUGUUCCCACCAUUGCUCCAGUCAAUGGGAACAGAAAUGAUGCAGCACCGAACAUAAUCUGGAAUGGCAUUGAAAAGGGAUCUGCUGUUGAGGUUUUAGUUCACAAGGGUGAGUCUGGAGUAGCUUGGUUUUCUGCCAAAGUUCUUGAUAUAAACAAUGAUAGUGCAUGUAUCAGCUACGACUCUCACACUGAAGAAACUGGUCUUCGCAAAGAAUGGGUGCCAUUGAGACAGGAAGGGGAGAAGGCACCUCAAAUCCGCCUUGCUCAUCCUGCAACUGUUUCUAGAUUUAAAGGAACUAGGAAGCGCCGUAGGGACACAUCAGGAAAUUACUCUUGGGCUAUUGGUGAUCAUGUGGACGUAUUGAUUGAAGAUAGUUGGCGAGAGGGAAUUAUUUCUCGCAACCGUGAUGGUGAUGAAACAAAGCUUACCGUACAAUUUUCAGCAGGAACCAGUGAUUCCUUAGUUGUUGAUGCUUGGAAUCUUCGCCCAUCACUUGUUUGGAACGAUGGGCAGUGGAUAGAGUGGUCCCGAGGGAAGACGGUUGAUUGUAAUAAGGGUGAUUCUCCUCAUGAGAAACGGCAAAGAACAAAAGGUAAUGAUCAUGUACCUAUUGGUGGAGCAGCAGCAGGCCCUUCUAUGGAUACGAGCACAAAUGCUGCAGCAAAACCAGAGGAGCCAAAGCCAUUGGCUUUAUCUGAUAGGGACAUGGUUUUCAACAUCGGAAAGAGGGUAGUUGAGAGUAAAACUGAUGGUGUUGCUUUCAAGCGACCUGGACUUCGGAAAGAAGGAUCACGGGUAGUUGGUGUUCCAAAACCUGGAAAGAAGAAAAAGUUUAUGGAAGUAAGCAAACACUAUGAUGCAGAUCAAGCUGAUAAAAUUUCUGAGGGUAAUGCAUCUACCAGACCUGUGAAACAUUUGGUGCCAAAUGUGCCAAGACCACGGGAAGGUACUUCUAAAGUUGACCAGAAAGGAAAGAGGAUAGGGGAGAUGAGAUCGAGAGUACCUAAAUCUACAAAGUCUCAGGAUGGUGCAACUAACAUCAUUCCUGGCAAGGGACCUUUAUCCAUGUCUGCCCCAAGCACUGGUGUUUUCGAAAGUAGUCAUACAUUUAUAGGAAGUACAAUAGGUUCUUCCAACAACAUGAACCUCUCUGUAGAAAAGAAUAGUUCUGUCCAUGGCGUUGGCCUUAGAUCUGAAGAUUCUUCUGUUUCUGAACCACACAUCCAAGCUGCAUCUGCUGCUCCUACUUCCAGGAAGAAUUUAACCACUACUGAUCGAGCUAAAAGGAAACUUGUUCCUUCUAUGGAUAAUUCGAACAGGACCACAAACAAAACAUCUGAAAUUCCAGGGAAGAGUGCUGAUUCUACUGAACCCAGAAGGUCGAACCGCCGAAUUCAACCAACCUCACGGUUACUGGAGGGUCUGCAGAGUUCCCUUAUAGUUUCCAAAGUUCCAGGCGAAAAGGGUCCUAGGACUAACUACAGAAGUGCUUCCUCAAGAGGGCGAAACCUUGGCUGAGAAAAAGGCUUUGCUGCGCUGUUGUUGGGAUAAUUCUCGUUUUGUACAUAACUGGUUAGCUCGAUGGAGGCAAAAGAGGAUAGGAUUGGAGUAAAGACUUCCCCGGAGAAGAUGUGCUCAGGUGUAUUAUAUGCUAGCUUAAGUUAGUGGGGUUUAUUUUUUGGAUUUGUACUGGACACUUGUGUUAUGUGAUGUAGAGUAGACAUUAAUCAUCCAAAAACCACCGUUUAAUCUGUAUGGAUACAGCGAAAGAGAAAUUGGACACGGUUUAAACUCAUCGUCUGUGGUAAACCAUUUGACGGAUGUAUUAACCUUCUCCGUCCUUUUGUGGAAUUGAUGGAUUGCUACCUUUUGUUUUGACUUCA